Messenger RNA from Oenanthe melanoleuca, 958 nucleotides. RefSeq names its product regulator of G protein signaling 18 (gene RGS18). The record is from RefSeq and is a predicted model, not a curated record. Lineage: Eukaryota; Metazoa; Chordata; Aves; Passeriformes; Muscicapidae.
GGGCACAGCCACAGCUGCCCUCAGAGCCUGGCGUGGGCACAGCUGCAGUGGCCACUGCAGAGCCACCUCCUGCUCUGGGCACUGGGCUUGGGCUGGCUAGAGCAGCUGCAAUGUGAGAGCCUGGGCCAGCACACACCGGGGCCAGGGAGCCGAGGGAGCCUUGCCCGAAGCUUCUCUGGAGGAAGAUGGAGAACCCACUUCUUUUAUUCCCCCAACUCAACAUUUCUGCCUUGAAGGACACCUAUUACAAAAAAUCAGUGAUUAAGGAGGAGCCACACAAGGCAAGCAAGGCUGGAGCUAAGCAGAAGAGAAACAGGCUGAGCCUGCUCCUGCAGAAACCUGAAUUCCAUGAAGGGGAUCACCUUGGCAAACCUGGAAGCUUGACAAAAGCAGCAAGUGUGUCUCCUGAAGAAGCAGUGAGAUGGGGAGAGUCUUUUGACAAACUGCUUUCUGAGAAAGCUGGGCUGGAUGCCUUCACAAAAUUUCUGAAAACUGAGUUCAGCGAGGAGAACAUCGAGUUCUGGAUAGCCUGUGAGGAUUACAAGAAAAGCAAAAGCCCACAUGAACUCCUGCCAAAAGCCAAGACCAUUUUUGAAACAUUCAUACAGAAAGAUGCUCCAAAAGAGGUGAACUUGGACUUCCAGACCAAGGAGGCGACGAGCCGGAGCAUGGCGCAGCCGGCGCGCGGCACCUUCGAGGCGGCGCAGAGCAGGGUGUACCGGCUGAUGGAGCAGGACAGCUACCCUCGCUUCCUCAGGUCUGCUCCCUACCUGGGGCUGCUGCAGGGCCGGGCCCCCGCCCGCGCCGCCCUGCGCCGCCGCUCGCGCUCCUUCACCGUCAGCGACUUCAAGGGCGCGCGGCCGGACCCCGCGCUGUGGUGAUGGCACAGCUCUAAUGUCUCAUUUUAUAGAUAUAUGUGUAAUAUUUGAUGUUAUCCAACUGAGCUUCUGCUCCUUCA